Bacillus rossius redtenbacheri is the source of this 3754-nucleotide messenger RNA. RefSeq names its product unconventional myosin-Ie-like. Gene Ontology annotation, cellular component: vesicle; actin cytoskeleton; myosin complex. The transcript has 24 exons. Gene Ontology annotation, biological process: actin filament organization; vesicle transport along actin filament. Gene Ontology annotation, molecular function: microfilament motor activity; actin filament binding; ATP binding. Lineage: Eukaryota; Metazoa; Arthropoda; Insecta; Phasmatodea; Bacillidae. The coding region runs from base 381 to 3740 and encodes 1119 amino acids. The record is from RefSeq and is a predicted model, not a curated record.
AGUAACUUGUAAAGUUUUUAGAUUUUAAUUACCUUAUUCUGUAAGCGGCCCUACGAUACAAAAAUAAGUCAGCGUCCGUAGAAAGUACUAUUACGAGGAAUAUUUGAACUGUAAAAGAGAAAUUUUAUAUAAACAAUAGGGAAUUUAAUUCGCAAAUUGUCAUUAAUAAAGUCACACUUCAUGGAUAAAGUUAACCUUAAAAACGUUUUGACAGCACAGCAGCAAACAAGAACAGGAGUGUUAAUGUGAAGUGCUAGUGUAACAUAAACACUGAUGUUGAUGUUAGAUAUAAUCGGUGUUAGUCAAAUGUAUUAGAACAUGUUAAUUGAGUAGUUGCGUUGACUAGGGAGAAUUUUUGUUUCUUUAAAUCCGGAAUUAAAAUGGUGUACCACUGGCAGUCUUACAAUGUCAAGCUAUCUGGUGUGGAUGAUAUGGUGCUGCUGUCCAAGAUAUCGGAGGAUGCAAUCGUGGAAAACCUGAGGAAACGCUACAUGGACGACUACAUUUUUACAUGUAUAGGACCAGUGCUGGUGUCGGUCAACCCGUUCAAACAAAUGCCGUACUUCGGCGACAAAGAAAUUGAAAUGUACCAGGGAGCGGCACCGUAUGAGAAUCCACCUCACAUUUAUGCAUUGGCUGACGAGAUGUACCGAAAUAUGAUCAUUGAUGUGGAAAGUCAGUGUGUUAUAAUAAGCGGGGAGUCGGGUGCCGGGAAGACGGUGGCUGCCAAGUACAUCAUGGCGUACGUGGCGAGGGUGUCCGGGGGCGGAGCCCGGGUGCAGCACAUCAAGGACGUCAUCCUCGAGUCCAACCCCUUGCUGGAAGCCUUCGGCAACGCCAAGACCGUGCGCAACAACAACUCCAGCCGAUUUGGGAAGUAUGUGGAAAUUCUUUUUGGCGAUGGUGGCCAGCCUGAAGGGGGUCGCGUGUCAAACUUCCUCCUGGAGAAGUCGAGAGUCACCCUGCAGAACGCCGGGGAAAGAAACUUCCACAUCUUCUACCAGCUCUGUCUGGGUGCCUCUGCCGCCAUGAAAAGUGAUCUGUACCUGAAUCAUUUGGACUACUUCACGUACCUGAGCUACGGCGGGAACCACAAGGUAGACGGCACCAAUGAUGCCCAUGAUUUCCAAGAGACUUUGAGAGCAAUGAGUGUGAUGCGGAUGACAGAGGCAGAGCAAGGUGAUGUGUUGAAGGUCGUUGCUGGAGUCCUGCAUUUGGGCAACAUUGAUUUUGUGGAGAAAGGGAACUACGCAGAAGUGGAAAAUGACUCGUUUGUUGAGAUUCCAGCCUACAUUCUGGAAAUAGACGCCAACUACCUGAACAGCAAGCUGAUCAGUCGCAGGUUCGACAGCAAGUGGGGCUCCCAGUCGGACACGAUCGACGUGACUCUGAACGUCGAACAGGCCGUGUACACGAGGAACGCCCUGGCCAAGGGCUUGUAUGCACGCAUGUUCGACUACCUCGUUCAGAGAGUAAAUAAAGCAAUGGUCACAAAUGUGAACGGUCAAAAUAUUGGAAUCCUUGACAUAUAUGGGUUUGAAAUAUUUGAAAGAAAUGGAUUUGAACAAUUUUGCAUCAACUUUGUUAAUGAGAAAUUGCAGCAGAUAUUUAUUGAGCUCACCUUAAAAGCAGAACAGGAAGAGUAUGUGUCUGAGAACAUAAAGUGGACACCGAUAGAGUACUUCAACAACAAGAUAGUGUGUGACCUGAUAGAGAGCAAGAGGCCGCCGGGACUGUUCUCCAUCAUGGACGACGUGUGUGCCACGAUGCACGCCGUCUCCGACGGAGUGGACCAAGACCUGAAGAAGCAAAUGACGACGACUGCCGGCUCGAACCAGCACUACCAGGAGUGCCAGCAGGGCUUCGUGAUCCACCACUACGCCGGCAUGGUGGCGUACGACGUGGAGGGCUUCUGCGACCGCAACAGGGACCUGCUGUUCCCCGACCUCGUCGAGCUCAUGCAGAGCAGCGCCAAUGCAUUUAUCAGAAGUCUGUUCCCAGAUCAAGUGAGUGCAAACACUAAAUCUCGACCGACGACAUCCGGUAGCAAAAUAAGAUCUCAAGCAAACAAGUUAGUUGAAGAACUAAUAAAGUGUACGCCACAUUACAUCAGGUGCAUCAAGCCGAACGAGACGAAGAAGCCUCGGGACUGGGAGGACCAGCGAGUGAGGCACCAGGUGGAGUACCUCGGGCUCAAGGAGAACAUUCGCGUGCGCAGGGCAGGGUUCGCGUACCGCCGGCCGUUCAGGAAGUUCCUGCACAGGUAUGCCAUCCUGACCAAAGAGACGUGGCCUCGCUGGAACGGGGAUGAGAGGCUCGGCAUAGAGAAAAUCCUGAGCAGCGUCAACCUCGAUAAGAGUCAGUACCAACUGGGGAAAACCAAAGUCUUCAUCAAGGCUCCCGAGUCUUUGUUCAUGCUUGAAGAUCAGCGGGAAAGAAAGUAUAAUUAUUAUGCAAGAGUCAUUCAGAAUGCGUUCAAGAAAUACUUUGCAAGAAGACAACAACAUAAGGAGAAAAUGGAUGCUGCAGACUUGUUGUUCGGGAAGAAACAACGCAGACGCUACUCGUUGAACCGAUGCUUCGUGGGUGACUACAUCGGCAUGGAUCUGCGACCUAUACUGCAGUCGCUGAUUGGUCGGCGAGAGAAGGUGGCGUUUGCUCAGGUGGUCAAGAAGUAUGAUCGGCGCUUCAAGGCUUGUCUGCGCGACCUCGUGCUGACCUCUCGCUCCGUGGUCCUGGUCGGGCGGGAGCAAGUGAAGAAGGGGCUGGAGAGGGGCAAGUACGUGGAAGUGGUGAAGAGGAAGAUCGACUUCGAGAACCUGAACUGGGUUUCGCUGAGCACGCUCAAGGACGACUUUGUCUUCUUGCACACCAAAGACGACUGUGAUAGCUUCUUGGAGGUCACCUUCAAGACUGAGUUCCUCUUGAAGCUGAGCAAGAAGUACAAGGCGCACCUGGGUCGCGACUUGCUGGUCAAGUUCUCAAACAGCGUGGACUUCCGCGUGAAGAAGCUGGGCUGGGCGGGCGGCGGCUCCCGCCAGGUGAAGUUCCUGCCGGGCCCGGAUGGCGAGCUGGCCACGCUCAAGUCCUCCGGCAAGACGCUGACCGUCGCCGUCGGCCCGGGCCUGCCCAGCAACUCCAAGCCAUCGAGGAAACGAGAAGCCUCCCCAGGUGCGAGGGUCCACCAGCGCGCUGCCCCGGCGAGGCCGGCGCCGUCGUUCCCGGCGCCCAGGGCUCCCGGGGGCGUGGUGGUGCGGCCGCACGCCCGGGCCCCGCCCCCGCCCAGCGAGCCGGCCCCGCCCAACCAGCCCAAGCUCCCGCCCGGAGUCCGUCUGCCGGCGCUCGCUGUGGCCCGUCGCCCGGCCAUGCCGGUGCCGUCUGCGUCCCCCAGCUACGGAGUGGUGUCGCAGCAGCGCCAGCAGAAGACAGCGCUCAGGCAUGACGACAGCUUCCUGAGGACACCCGAGCCGGGCGUCGCCGGCGAGAAGCGGGCCAGCCUGACCCGAGACGUGGUCAAGCCGCUGCCCGGCGGGGGCAAGCCCAGGCCGGCCAUGAAGCCCAGGCCCGAGCUGCCCAGGUGCAAGGCCAUGUACGACUACACAGCUCAGGACCUGGACGAGCUGUCUUUCAGGGACGGGGAUGUCAUCGAGGUCGUUAAGGAACACGAGAGUGGCUGGUGGACCGGGCGCCUGAACGGCAAGGAGGGGCUCAUGCCAGCCAACUACGUGCAGAAACUGUGAUGCGCGACCUGCCC